Messenger RNA from Danio rerio (zebrafish), 1881 nucleotides. RefSeq names its product alpha-L-fucosidase 2 (gene fuca2). Lineage: Eukaryota; Metazoa; Chordata; Actinopteri; Cypriniformes; Danionidae. Gene Ontology annotation, biological process: carbohydrate metabolic process; fucose metabolic process. The record is from RefSeq and is marked provisional. Gene Ontology annotation, molecular function: alpha-L-fucosidase activity; fucosidase activity.
CUCAUGUGAUCGUUGUGGAUCAGGACGAUGCGUUUCUUCGGUGUUUUGUCCGUUUGUUUACUCCUGAUCGGUUGCUGUGUUUGUCAAUAUCAGCCUACGUGGGAAUCAAUUGAUUCAAGACCUGUACCGGAAUGGUUCGAUCAGGCCAAAUUUGGGAUUUUUAUCCACUGGGGAGUGUUUUCAGUUCCCAGCUUUGGCAGUGAAUGGUUCUGGUGGUUCUGGCAGGGACAGAAAUGGCCGUCUUAUGUGAAGUUUAUGGAGCAGAACUAUCCUCCCGGCUUCACAUAUACAGAUUUUGCUCCUCAGUUUACGGCUGAAUUCUUUGAUCCCAACGAGUGGGUGGACAUCUUUGCUUCGUCUGGCGCCAGAUAUAUUGUCCUCACAACCAAGCAUCAUGAAGGCUUCACGAUGUGGGGCUCCAAGUACUCGUGGACGUGGAAUGCAGUUUCAGUCGGACCGAAGCGGGAUCUGGUGAACGACAUCGCCACUGCUCUGCGCACACGCACUGACCUGCGGCUCGGCCUCUAUCACUCACUGUUCGAGUGGUUUAAUCCCAUGUUCAAAUCUGAUUCUGACAAUAAGUUCAAAACCAACGUGUUUCCCACUGCAAAGACCCUGCCUGAGCUCUACGAACUCAUCAACACGUACAAACCAGACCUGCUGUGGUCUGACGGAGACGGAGAUGCACCCGAUCAGUACUGGAACAGCACUGGCUUCCUCGCAUGGCUUUACAAUCAGAGCCCUGUACGUGAAACUGUUGUGACCAAUGACCGCUGGGGUUACGGCUCUAUCUGCAAUCAUGGUGGAUAUUACACCUGCACUGACCGCUAUAACCCAGGCCACCUGGUGAAGCACAAGUGGGAAAACUGCUUGAGUAUCGACCAGAGAUCCUGGGGCUACAGGAGAGAAGCCAAACUCAGUGAUUACCUGAGCACUGAGCAGCUCAUAGCAUCUCUGGUAGAAACGGUGUCCUGCGGGGGGAAUCUGCUGUUGAAUGUUGGUCCCACUCAUGACGGUCGCAUCGUGCCCAUAUUUGAGGAGCGUCUGCGUCAGAUGGGUCAGUGGCUGAAGGUGAACGGAGAGGCCAUUUACAACAGCAGCGCAUGGAGAGUCCAGAACGACACCGCCACUCCUGGAGUUUGGUAUACAAUGAAUAAGCAGAGCGGUGCCAUCUAUGCUAUUUUCCUUUCAUGGCCCAGUGACGGCAUUGUUGUUCUGACUGAUCCUGUGGUGUCUGCAGCCAAGACUCAGGUGGCGCUGCUGGGCUCUGGGUCAGUGACAUGGCAGUCGACAACUCCCACAGGUCUGAAGGUCAAGCUUCCUCCACUGACCCCCAGUCAGAUGCCCUGGUCCUCAGCCUGGACCCUGCGGCUCACCGGAGCACAGUGAAGUCUGCAGAAAACAGCCUCCUCACUGGGAUAUAAAGCGUAGAGCUGCUCCGCUGCGUUACUAAAUGUUGAGAAGGGAAGAUUUUCACCUGGAUGGUAACUCUUGCACUAGAGAUAAUGCACAACAGGUUCAUUUGAUUACAUUGUUAGUUAAUUAUUUGUUUUGCUGUGCUUUUUUUGUCAAAUAAUUUCUUUUUAUGAAUCAGUUUUUAUUAUUUUUUAUCUUAAACAUACGGGUGAAUGAAGAAAAUGAGUUAUAGAAAUACGUUUUGAAUAUGAAUUCAGGUGUCUUUUGAUGGUUGUUGAUUCAUUUAUGUGUUUGCAAAUUAGUAUCUGCUUAAAUGAUGGAUUGUUAUUAGUAUAGUAGGGGUUUAAUGUUUCACACAAUCAAAUUUUUAUAUAAUGGCUCAGAUAAGUUUGGUAUGUUAUGGAGAGAAAAUUUUUGCAUUGUCGUAUAUUAUCUUUUAAAAUAAAUAAACAGAUAUUUGAAGUU